This is a messenger RNA of Fimicolochytrium jonesii, 1829 nucleotides long. RefSeq lists its product as uncharacterized. The transcript has 8 exons. NCBI's taxonomy places the organism in Eukaryota, Fungi, Chytridiomycota, Chytridiomycetes, Spizellomycetales, Powellomycetaceae. The coding region runs from base 63 to 1421 and encodes 452 amino acids. The record is from RefSeq and is a predicted model, not a curated record.
CCCCCCCCCCCCCCCGUAUGGUUGCGGUUCAUACGUCGGCGUGUUCUUAGUUUUUCGAUCGCAUGCUAGGCAUCUUCCUGUCCGCCGGCGAUACGAAAAACUUCACCCCGCUCGACUGGCGCAAAGCCGUUCUGGCGGCCGAUCCGGUGAUCAUGACGGAGCGGGUUACCACCUCGUUGCUGGAGAAUGCCCUGACGAAGGACGAUAUCGCGGCGCUGAAGGCUGUUGAUAUGAGCACCGGGCCAAAACUCGCUAAAAUGGAUUUGUUCUUGCUCGAGAUGAUGAAAAUCGACCGCUGUGCCGAUCGCCUCAAAGCGAUGAAAUGCCGCGCGCAGUUCGGGGAGCGGUGUGAUAAAUUGUACCAGGAUGUGAUGACUGCGUAUGAGGGGUUUGAUGCGUUGCAGACUUCGGACGCUUUUGCUGAUUUGUUGGAGUUGAUCCUCCUCAUCGGAAACUACCUCAAUUCGGGCUCACUCUCCGGCGGCGCGCACGGGUUCCGGAUCAAGAACAUCAACAGGUUGGAAGGCACAAAAGGCGUAACGAAAUCCUCGCUCCUCCAUUUCAUCGCGGACACGGUCGAGACCAAGUUUCCGCACAUGCGUGAUUUCCUGGACGAUUUGAAAAUCGUUUAUAGGGCUCAGAGGAUCGACUUGGAUGCUCUGAGGCAGGGUAUCCGAGAUCUCCGAGUGGAGAUGGAGGAAACGCGGGAGAUUGUGAAUUCCAUCAAACCGUCGCCCACCGUUACCGAAAACGGCGUAGAGAUGCCCGACCGCUUCAGCGCUGAAAUGGCCGCCUUCAUGAAAGACUCCACGCAGAGAUACGACGCGCUCUCCGAAGCGCACACCAAGAUGCUGAAAUCGUUCGAAGACGCCGUGGUGUUCUACGGCGAGGACCCGGCACUCACGAAACCGGAGGACUUUCUCCCCGUGUUCACGACGUUCAUGGACAGCUACACGGUCGCGUCGGCCGAGAACAAAGUGGUCCGGGACCGCAAAGAGCGGGAUGAGAAGCGGCGGAAGGCAGAAGAGGAGCGUUUGUCCAAACGGCGGAAGAGUAAAGCGGCGACUACGGAGAUGUUUGCGUUGCCGAGCUUGCCGACGCUUGGGGCGGGGGAUGAGGGGGAUGAUGGGGAGGCUGGCGGUGGGUUUGGGCUUGGAAUGGAUGAUUUGUUGGAGUCGCUGAAGCGCGGGACGGGGAGUGGUGGAGGUGGUGCGGGUGGGAAUAGUGGUGGAAAGACGGCGCCGCCGCCACGACGCAGUUCGCGACGGAGGUCGAGCGGUGGGUCGAGUCGGCAGCGGAGUCGGAGUCGGAAGGCGAGUGGGGCGAGUUUGUCAGAGACGGUGAGGGAGGCGUUGGGGUUGGCGUUGCUGAGGGAGGAGAGUGAGGGCGUCUUGGGGAGGGAAGAGGGGGGUGAGGAGUGAGUUGCGAAACCUCCUAUAUCGAAAGUUUUUGCGGGCGGUGACAUUGCACGACUCGUGCCAGAUGCGCGCUUCGCAGGAGGAUUCGAACGAUGCUGGCAGUUGCACAUACCACUUCUCAUGAGUGUAUGUACUAUUUCUCAUGUGUAUGUAUACACUGACCUAUAUGCGGCUCAUUUCUCAUGAUGUGCAUCUACAAGAAUGCUCCUUUGCGUACUCCUUCCACAUUCGCCCCAACUAACCCAGCAUUCGAGGCAACACCAGUUACCGGAACAAAAUCCUGGCGCAUCCGUAGGUGGGAACCCAAGAUGGAACCAGUACUGCCAGGUAUGGCCACAGCGCCAAAUCUAGUAAGGCUUCUGAACCUGUUGUUGAAAUAUCCCAUGUUCGAGGCCGCUCAAAACUUGCUCC